Molecule: messenger RNA, 1384 nt
Organism: Mesitornis unicolor (brown roatelo)
Lineage: Eukaryota; Metazoa; Chordata; Aves; Mesitornithiformes; Mesitornithidae
Product: signal-induced proliferation-associated 1-like protein 1
Exons: 7
Coding region: 218-1129 (303 amino acids)
Source: RefSeq, a predicted model, not a curated record
GAGCUCACGACACUCUGCCAGCCCGGUUGUUUUUACCAGUGCCAGAAGCUCACCUAAAGAAGAGCUUCACUCUGCUACUUCUCCCCAGCUCGCACCUUCUUUCUCCUCCUCCUCCUCCUCAUCUGGUCCUAGGACUUUCUACCCUCGCCAGGGUGCUACUAGCAAGUAUCUGAUCGGAUGGAAAAAGCCAGAAGGGACAAUAAACUCAGUGGGGUUUAUGGACUCAAGAAAGCGUCACCAGAGCGAUGGCAGUGAAAUGGCCCACCCUCGGCUGCGGGCUUCAGCAAGAGAUCUACGAGCAUCACCAAAACGAGCAUCCAAGUCCACUGUUGAAGAAGAGCUGAAGAAAUUGAUAGAUCUCGAUAGCCCAACACCUGAAUCCCAGAAGAAUUUUAAGUCACACACUCUGUCCUGUCAGUCUCCCUUUCCCAGCACUCCUACCACAAGGCGUGCCUUGCAAAGGACUUUGUCAGAUGAGAGUAUUUACAGUGGCCAAAGGGACCACUUCUUCACCUCGCGAGCCUCGCUCUUGGACCAAGCCAUGCCAAAUGAUGUACUGUUCACCAGCACCUACCCUUCUCUCCCAAAGUCACUGCCGUUACGGAGACCAUCGUACACUUUGGGAAUGAAGUCACUACAUGGAGAGUUUUCUGCCUCAGACAGCUCCCUCACUGAUAUCCAGGAGCAAAGACGGCAGCCCAUGCCAGACCCUGGUCUUAUGCCAUUGCCUGAUUCUGCCUCUGAUCUGGACUGGUCAAACUUGGUAGAUGCUGCCAAAGCUUUUGAAGUUCAGCGAGCUUCCUUCUUUGCUGCUGCUGAUGAAAAUCACAGACCUGUGAGCGCCGCCUCCAGUAGUGAUCAGGCUGAGGACCAGCUGACUGCACAGAUAAAGCCUUACACAGGUAAAGAAUCUCCUCCAACUCUUGCUUCUAAAGUGGACCAACUGGAAGGUUUGCUGAAGAUGCUGCAAGAGGAUUUACGGAAGGAAAAAGAGGACAAGGCCAGUCUUCAGGCUGAAGUGCAACAUUUACGGGAAGACAACUUGAGGUUACAGGAGGAAUCCCAGAACGCGACUGAGAAACUGAAGAAGUUCACCGAAUGGGUUUUCAACACAAUUGAUAUGAACUGAGAACAGCGUACGGGGAAGGAAACUUAUCUGUUAUGAAUAUUAUUACUGGGACUUAAGCUUUAAUGCCACCUUAUCAUGACAUGUGAAAGUAUAGUCAGAGCACUUCCCUGUCCUCCAUCCUCCAAUAACCCUUUUUUGCAUCUCUGCGUGCACUCAGAACGAUUGCAGAUUAACAAUCAAUGUCUGCCUUUUGUAGAAAAAAAAACACAAAGUAAAUAAUUUUAAAAAGGUAAAAUAAAAGUUUAACUGCUAAAA